CACGAGCGUGUCUUGUAUGUUCUGCUCGCAGAGCCCGUUGAAACUCUGAUCGAAUCUCGGUAUACAAUCGGUUUGUCUUCGCCGAUAAUUCUCGAUCCUCCGUCUGAGACGAUCGACGACCGCCUGCCUCUUGGGGAUAAUGAUACAGGGGCAUUCUAGCAGAAGAAUUGCAAACUAUGAAAUGCAUCACCUGCCGACUGCGAACCAGUUGCAUGUGUUACCACCUUUGCAGAAUUAAAUGUAACUAAAAACACAGCCCAAUCGAUAAAACGCUACAUUAUUCUGUAAAAAAAUCCGAAAUAGUUUUCAAAACAUAAUCGCACAAGUACCGUUAUAAUACUUUGAUAUCUUAAAUACAUGUACUCUAUAUGAAUAGUAACAAUUUAUAUCGUAUAGUGAUAACAUAACCUGCAGUGUAGUAACAUAACCUAUACAUGCAAUCGGUGAUUGUAGUAACGCGUAUAAUAAGAUUUAAUGUAUACAACUAUUUAUUUACAUACUGUAAAUAAAAUUGACUCUUUAUCGAAAUCCUAUGUACAUAAAAUUUGGUUCCAAAUUAUAGACACGUUAAAUAUUCUCUUCAAAGUUUCGAAUACAUGUUUUCGUAAACAAAGUUUUCAAACAUAUUGUAUGAUUAGUUUAGAUAUAAAUAUAAAAAAUGGAUCUUAGUAGUGCGAAAGAUACUAGGUUUCCUUUUAUACCCGGGACAAAACCUUCGAUAAAAAAUUCACAACUACUCAUUUCAACUGGAAUUCCUUCUUUGGAUCAUAUAAUAGGUGGUGGAUUACCUAUUGGUUCCCUAUUUUUAAUCGAGGAAGAUCGAUAUGGUAUAUAUGCAAGAGUUAUGUUAAAAUAUUUUAUGGCAGAAGGUGUGGUCACAUCUCAGCCAUUGCUUGUAGGAUCCAAAGAUACAACACAGUUAGUAUCAGAGUUACCAGCUGUUAUAACAGAUGUUAACUCCACCAAUCAACCUCCACAUUUAGAUGAACAAAUGAAAAUUGCUUGGAGGUACCAAAACAUGAAAGUAAUCGAUUCAUCUCCAACCGGAGGACAAGUUUUUGGUCAUUUCUAUGAUCUUACAAAGACAAUGCAAAAAGAAGUAAUCGAGAAAGCGGAUAUCACACAGUGGUAUGAUGAUAGUUGUCCAGAAAAAGAUUCUGUAUUUGAGAAUUCGGCUUAUUCAAAACUAUUAGAGCGUGUUCAAGAUACCUUGACAAAAGGACAAUACUCGGUUUCGGAAAUGCUUACAAAAAGACAAGUUUUAAGAAUUGUAAUACAUUCUUUAGGAUCUAGAUUAUGGUUCAGUGAUUCAAAGGAUACUUCACAUCAAGAUUUAUUGAAAUUUUUAUAUGUCUUUAGAGCACUUUUAAGAUAUUCUUACGCGGUUGCGGUAAUAACCGUACCUGUAGACUGUUUAGAUAAUUCGGAUGCUGUUGUACAACGAAUCGAGCACUUAUCGGACAUUGCUAUUAGAUUAGAAUCGUUUAUGGGCACUCAAAGAGAAGUAAAUCCACUAUUUAAAGACUACCAUGGCUUAUUGCACCUGAGAAAGUUACCUGCCUUGAACACAAUAGCUCCGCAUAAUCCAGAUUCGCGGGAUCUUGUGUUCAAAAUUCGUCGCAAAAGAUUCGUUAUCGAGAUUUUACAUUUGCCAGCUGAACUUGGAGAUUCCGCUCAACGAGAACAAGAUGAAACAGCAUCGCUGGUUGGAUGCGCUAGUCAAUCGCGUAAAAACCUAUUGGACUUUUAAAAAUUAAUGUACAG
This is a messenger RNA of Colletes gigas, 1764 nucleotides long. It is a transcript of the gene Elp4, whose product is annotated as elongator complex protein 4. The record is from RefSeq and is a predicted model, not a curated record. Gene Ontology annotation, cellular component: cytoplasm; elongator holoenzyme complex; transcription elongation factor complex. The coding region runs from base 659 to 1750 and encodes 363 amino acids. Gene Ontology annotation, biological process: tRNA wobble uridine modification. Lineage: Eukaryota; Metazoa; Arthropoda; Insecta; Hymenoptera; Colletidae. The transcript is spliced from 6 exons.